AUGUCGGACGGCAUCAGCCGCAUCGAGCUCAAGGCGGGCAGCGCGUACGCGCGCUACAGCGACGAGCAAGAGGACCGCGGCCUGCUGCGCACGGCGCCAGACAUCGGUGGCAAUGGGCGCGAGGAGGUGUCGCCGGCGCGCAAGGCGUACGAUGACGAGGGCCUGCUGCCCGUCAUGAUUGAGAACGGACUCGAGAAGAUCGGCGUGCUCACCCAGGUGCAGAAGGUGCUGGAUCACACCGGCCAGAUCAGGAACGAGCUGUUCCGCGCCCUCAUCGCCGAAUUCAUGGGCACGCUCCUCUUCCAAAUCUUCGGUGGCGCCGCGCCCCCGAAGGACACGACCGCGCCUGCCGCCAACGGCUUUGCACUCGUCGCCAUCAUCUACGCGUUUGCCAACAUCAGCGGCGCGCACCUGAACCCGGCGGUGACCUUCUCGCUCAUGUGCACGGGGCACAUGACUUGGUGGAGGGGCCUGCUGUACAUCAUAGUGCAGAUCCUGGGCUCCAUCUUCGGCUCCCUGAUCUACACGGGCCUCAUCCCUGGCCUGCACCUGCUGCAGAAGGACUUCCAGGGCGGCAUCGCGCCCGGCUGCUUCGGCCCCGCGCCCGGCGUCAACAACAGCGAGGUCUUUGGCUGGGAGCUCCUCAUGACGUUCCUGCUGGUGAUGACGGUGUACGCCGCCGCCGUCGCCAAGCCCGGCCACGGCAACACCGCGCCCCUCGCCAUCGGCCUCUCCCUCUACGCCGCCGCCCUCACCGGCGGCCCCUACACCGGCGCCUCGCUGAACCCCGCGCGCACCAUCGGCCCGGCCUGCGUGUUUGCCUGCAACGUGGGAGUCUCCUUCCUGUAUAUCGGGGCCGAGUUCUUUGGCGCGGCGCUGGCCGCUGGCCUGGCCAUCUUCUUGUAUGGCCGCAACCCCGUCGGCCGCGCGGCGCCCAACCGCGGUUGA
Monoraphidium neglectum is the source of this 948-nucleotide messenger RNA. Its product is annotated as Aquaporin PIP1-2. Gene Ontology annotation, biological process: transmembrane transport. The record is from RefSeq and is a predicted model, not a curated record. Gene Ontology annotation, molecular function: water channel activity. The coding region runs from base 1 to 948 and encodes 315 amino acids. Gene Ontology annotation, cellular component: plasma membrane. The transcript has 5 exons. NCBI's taxonomy places the organism in Eukaryota, Viridiplantae, Chlorophyta, Chlorophyceae, Sphaeropleales, Selenastraceae.